AUGCGUUUGUCGUGGUGUUUAGUUCGUUCCAUAUCGGAAGCGACAAUUAUAGCGGACUACUACGAGGACCUCUUUACUGCGGUACAGGAACCAAGAAGAAGGAGCAUAGUAGAACAGACACUUUCACCAUCAACGGUUGAAAUUAAAGAGGCUCUUUUCUCUAUUCACCCGGACAAGGCUCCGGGACCGGAUGGUUUCUCCGCUUACUUCUUCCAAACGCACUGGGACGUGGUAGAAGAGGCAAUAGUGAAAGAGGUGGGAUCCUUUUUCUCUUCUGGAAUCCUCCCUGCAUCAAUAAAUAACACACAUGUGAGGCUGAUCCCCAAGAUAACGAGCCCCAAAGGAGUGUCGGACUACAAACCUAUAGCCCUGUGUAAUGUGUAUUACAAGAUAAUCUCUAAGGUACUUACUAGGAGACUCCAACCACUACUGGAUGGCAUUAUAGCAGAGAACCAGUCAGCGUUUGUUCCAGGUCGAGCUAUCUCGGAUAAUGUCAUGAUAACACAUGAAGUCCUACACUUCCUAAAGAUCUCAGGAGCAAAAAAGCACUGCUCAAUGGCGGUAAAAACCGACAUGAGCAAAGCAUACGAUAGGGUGGAAUGGGAUUUCCUCUACACAGUCCAACAAAGAAUGGGUUUCCACCCGAGAUGGAUAAACUGGAUUCACCAAUGCGUCUCUACAGUGAACUAUUCCUACCUUGUGAAUGAUAACGCCCACGGAGCAAUAAGCCCAGGAAGAGGAAUCCGACAGGGAGACCCCCUCUCACCAUAUCUUUUCAUCCUAUGCGGAGAGGUCCUUUCAGGACUAUGCAGAAAAGCUCAGUUAAAUGGGAGCUUACCAGGGAUCAAGGUUGCAAGAAGAAGCCCUCCCGUGAACCACCUCCUUUUUGCAGACGAUACGAUGUUUUUCUGCAAAGCAAGCAAGAAAAAUUGUAAAACCCUGGUGAGCAUUCUGAAAAACUAUGAAAUAGCAUCAGGACAAAAGAUCAAUGUGGAGAAAUCUUCAAUCACUUUCGCAAACAAGACCAAUGGAGAAAUAAAGGCAAUGGCAGCAGAGAUCCUGGGAAUCUCAAAAACGGGAGGACAAGGGAAAUACCUGGGACUUCCAGAACACUUCGGGAGACGGAAGAAAGACCUUUUCUCCAUUAUAGUGGAUAGAAUCAGGAAUAAAUCCGUCAGCUGGUCUACAAAGUUUCUCUCCGGAGCCGGAAAAAUGACGAUGCUGAAGUCAGUCCUAUCCGCUAUGCCUACGUACACGAUGUCAUGUUUUAAACUCCCACAAAGUCUCUGCAAAAGAAUCCAAUCUGCGAUGACACGGUUCUGGUGGGAUGAUAACAAGGGUAAUAAAAAGAUUUGUUGGGUUGCUUAUAAACUCACAAAAUCUAAAAGGGAUGGAGGCUUGGGAUUCAGGGACAUCCAAGCUUUUAAUGACGCUCUCUUGGCAAAGCUCAGCUGGAGAAUCCUGAUGAACCCCCAAUGUUUAUUAGCAAGAAUCCUGCUGAGGAAAUACUGCAAACACAAUACCUUUUUAGAGGUGAAGGGCAAACAAACGGCAUCACAUGGAUGGCAAAGUAUCCUUAUAGGCAGAGACUUGCUAAAGACAAACUUGGGAAGAGCUAUUGGAAACGGCGAGGACAUAAACAUCUGGAGAGAACCAUGGAUGUCCCUCGAGAAACCCCUGGCUCCUAUAGGACCUGCGCAUCAAAACACGGAAAAUCUCACAGUGUCCGAGCUAUGGAACAAGCAAUCAAGAAGCUGGAAUAAGGAAAGGAUUCGUGCUCUCUUACCCCAAUGGGAAUCUGAGAUUCUUCUCCUCAAACCAAGCUGCAUGCGAACACAGGACAAACUCAUCUGGCUUCAGAACCCCUCUGGUGAGUAUACAACAAAAUCGGGAUACCACCAAGCCAUCUCCCUGCAACACCAACAGGAAAACAUCCUCGUCAAUACAUCAAUAAACUGGAAUGUAGAUGUUUGGAACAGCAAGGCUUCGCCAAAACUGAAAAUGUUUCUCUGGAAACUUACAAAUGGGGCCUUAGCUAUCGGCGUAAACCUUCUAGGACGAGGCAUCCAAGCAAAUGUGACAUGUAUCCGGUGUGGCGAGCUGGAGACAAAGGAGCAUCUGCUCUUUCACUGUGAUUUUGCGAAACAAACGUGGAAGAUGAUACCGGUGACGACUACGGUGGACCAUCUUGAAACACAAAGCUUCGCCUUAUCGUUAAAAGAGGCUCGAGACUGGAUCUGUCUCCCUCCAAUAGGCUUAGCAAAGGGAACCAUCUUUGCAUGGGUUUGUUGGGGCCUUUGGCUGGCACGGAAUCAUAAGAUCUUUGAAAAUCGAUCGUUCUCUCCUCUUGAUACAGCAACAAAGGCUUUAGCCGAUGCCCGGGAAUGGCAGGCGGCACAACCACAAGGAAAGGAGCGGCAAAACCGGAGAGCAACGCACGGACCACCACGACAACACAAUCAUCAAAUCACGGCCUUCGUGGAUGCGGUGUGGCGCCAGGACAACCAAACGGCGGGCUUCGGAUGGGUCAUCAUAAACGCCAACGAGACGGAGAUCUCGAGGGGACACAAGGCCGAACCUUUUGUCCGAUCACCACUCGCGGCGGAAGCUCUAGCGCUCCGAGAAGCCCUUCUUUACGCCAAAGUACACGAUUUGAACAACCUAUGCUUCAAAUCAGACUCCCAAACGCUCAUUAGAGCAAUCCUAAAUCGAGAUCAGGUAGCUGAGAUCUAUGGAAUCCUUCAGGACAUCCAUCAAUUAGCUUCCACCUUCGAAUCGAUUUUGUUCUCCUUUACGCCGAGAUCGAGCAACCUUGUAGCCGAUUCUCUCGCGAAAUUUGCUUUGUCGCACUUUGUUUUGAACGCCCUUUGA
Microthlaspi erraticum is the source of this 2871-nucleotide messenger RNA. NCBI's taxonomy places the organism in Eukaryota, Viridiplantae, Streptophyta, Magnoliopsida, Brassicales, Brassicaceae. The record is from the annotation of a GenBank genome assembly.